Molecule: messenger RNA, 993 nt
Organism: Acaulospora colombiana
Lineage: Eukaryota; Fungi; Glomeromycota; Glomeromycetes; Diversisporales; Acaulosporaceae
Source: the annotation of a GenBank genome assembly
GAGCUCAUCCCCGAGUACCUCAACUUUGUCAAGGGUAUCGUCGACUCCGAGGACCUCCCUCUCAACAUCUCCCGUGAGACCCUCCAACAAAACAAGAUCCUCAAGGUCAUCCGCAAGAACAUUGUCAAGAAGUGCAUGGAGCUCUUCACCGAGAUUGCAGAGGACAAGGACAACUUUGCCAAGUUCUACGAGGCAUUUGGCAAGAACCUCAAGCUCGGUAUUCACGAGGACUCUCAAAACCGCAGCAAGCUCGCCGAGUUCUUGCGCUUCUUCAGCACCAAGAGUCUCGACGAACAAACCUCGCUCAAUGACUACAUCACCCGCAUGCCCGAAAUCCAAAAAUCCAUCUACUACCUCACCGGCGAAUCCCUUACCGCCGUCAGGAACUCUCCCUUCCUCGAAGUCCUCAAGAAGAAGGGCUUCGAAGUUCUUCUCCUUGUCGAUCCUAUUGAUGAGUAUGCUGUCUCUCAAUUGAAGGAGUUUGAGGGCAAGAAGCUCGAAUUUGAAGAGCUCUGCAAGACUAUCAAAGAUGCCCUUGGUGACAAGGUGGAGAAGGUUGUUGUUUCCAACAGAAUCAGCGACUCGCCUUGCGUCCUCGUCACUGGUCAGUUCGGCUGGAGUUCCAACAUGGAACGUAUCAUGAAAGCUCAGGCCCUCCGUGACUCCUCCAUGUCAUCCUACAUGGCAUCGAAGAAGACACUCGAACUCAAUCCCCACAAUGCCAUCAUCAAGGAGCUCAAGAAGAAGGUUUCCGAGGACAAGGCUGACAAGUCUGUCCGCGAUCUCACCUUCUUGCUCUUCGAGACCGCCUUGCUCACCUCCGGCUUCACUUUGGAGGAGCCAACUGGUUUCGCCAAGCGCAUUCACCGCAUGAUUGCCCUUGGUCUCGAUGUCGAUGAGGACUCCGGCGCUGCCGAGACCAAGAUGGAGGAAGAUACCCCAGCUGCCGCUGCCGAGGGAACCUCCGCAUCUGCCCUCGAGGAGAUCGACUAA